This is a messenger RNA of Ziziphus jujuba (common jujube), 1038 nucleotides long. RefSeq lists its product as uncharacterized. The record is from RefSeq and is a predicted model, not a curated record. NCBI's taxonomy places the organism in Eukaryota, Viridiplantae, Streptophyta, Magnoliopsida, Rosales, Rhamnaceae. Bases 97 to 579 code for a protein of 160 amino acids. The transcript is spliced from 5 exons. Gene Ontology annotation, cellular component: endoplasmic reticulum.
UCAGGUUUGAUAAAAUAGUUGGCCUGGGUUGACAAUCCUCUUAAACCCCGUGGCGAACUCUGAACGACAGCCUCCCAAUUUGAAACGACAUCGAAAAUGGCGAAUCAGAUCCCGAAGCCUCUGAUCCAUGGGUUGCUAGCACUCUUCGUCUUGUCUACGGCGCUCGGCAGCUCCGACGUUCCGUUCAUCGUCGCACACAAGAAGGCCUCCCUCACACGCCUCAAGUCCGGCUCCGAGCGAGUCUCUGUAUCCAUCGAUAUCUACAACCAAGGUCCUUCGACUGCAUAUGAUGUAAGUUUGACUGAUGAUAACUGGCCUCAGACUGUCUUUGAUGUUGUAAGUGGUAACACUUCAAAGUCAUGGGAAAGGCUUGAUGCUGGUGGUUUUCUGUCGCAUUCUUUUGAACUGGAGGCCAAAGCCAAAGGAAUCUUCCAUAGUUCACAAGCUUUAAUCACUUUUCGCAUUCCCACAAAGGCAGCUUUACAGGAGGCAUAUUCAACUCCUAUACUGCCUUUAGAUGUUCUUGCAGAUAGGCCUCCUGAAAAGAAGUUUGAGUGGGUAAGUGUCUUGACAAACUAGCUGUUACUUUUGGCUGUCUGAUUAUGUAUACGUUUCCUGUGUUUAACUGAAGUGCUGUUUUGUGUUUCAUGGAAUUAUCUGGUUGGGGCCAUAUAUUCACAGGUUAAGAGAUUGCUGGCAAAGUAUGGAUCUCUAAUCUCUGUGGUAUCCAUUGUGGUUCUGUUUGUGUAUCUGGUUGCUACACCUUCCAAGUCCGGUGCUGCAAAGGGAAGCAAGAAGAAGCGCUAAUUCUCUUUAGAUGAAUCAGACGAUCAUCUAAUUGCUUAUGUGCCAUUGGAAUUUCUUGAUGCAGCAGCAUUGGUCCUUUCUUUUUAGUUAGUUUUUACGAGCUAGUGAGAUAUCUCGUUGUUGGAGAUCUUUUAUAAGAAUAGUCAUUUAUGAGUUAGUUUAAAAAUGAUUCAGACAUGUAGAUCUUGUUUAACUUGAGUACAUUCCUGAAUCACAGACUUUAUUUACCAA